Messenger RNA from Caenorhabditis briggsae, 1980 nucleotides. The transcript has 8 exons. The record is from RefSeq and is a predicted model, not a curated record. The coding region runs from base 1 to 1980 and encodes 659 amino acids. NCBI's taxonomy places the organism in Eukaryota, Metazoa, Nematoda, Chromadorea, Rhabditida, Rhabditidae.
AUGUCCCAACUUGUGAAACAAAUAUCUGUGUUUACCACCGCUGAACAGUAUCAGAAGAUAAUCCAUCAAUUGCUUGGACAACUUUCCAGAACUCGAGAAACCGUUGCUGAUGAGGCAGCUGUAGAGAACAAUAUUCUGAUAAUAAGAAACCACAUUGAGCAACUUUUGGAAAAACGAUUCGUAGUUUUGGCAUCCCCGGAACUUGGAGAUGAUGAGUUUGAAGACGAGUGGAAUGUUCUUGUUUGGGGUCUUCUGGUAUGCAUUGUUCGUUUACCACAGACAAUCGAAAAAGAUUCUACAACGGAAAGUUUGAACCUAUACUUGAUUCGCCUGAUCAAUAUGGCUCGCCCUCUACGGCUUCCAAAAGUGUCUGUUGAGAGAGAACAAUGGUGGAAUCAGUUUUUCGAUCAAUUCAACAACCUCUUGCAUUUUUUGCACGGAUUGCUCUCCCAGUUGCAAAAUCCAAAUUGCAAUGUUGAAAUCAAGAUGAGAGCAUUUUUCACGAGACAGCUCCGACCAUGUUUGGCAGCAUUUCGCCGAGGAUGUGUUGAAAAUUCCCCUUUACUUCAUACGGAACUCAGAAGAGUUCAAGUUGAAAAUUUGUCAAAUCAUGGAAAACUGCUAGAAGAUGACUUACGAGAAAUCAAAAAGUACUACUCAAGUCUAACCUACAUUUUGGGUAUUCUAGCAAUCCGAAUUCAAGGUCUUCGAUUUGAAUGUCAAAGUUCUUCCACGAAUAUGUAUGCUACGCCAGAUACUUUAUGGCAGCUAUUGCAAGAAGUAAUGAUGACUUAUGAGCAAGUUAUGAAUGAUGCUUUGAUGUGUAAUGAGCCCAGUGGCUCACCAAUAAUGGUGACAAAUAACCUUUUUACGUUCACAUGCUACUCUUUGAAUAAGACUCUCUUCUACAACUCAUUCGAUAUUCAAAUCGUCAGUGAAGAGACAGCAGCGGCAAUUCAAAAUGAGAUAAUUCAAUGUAGAAUGGGAUCAAGUUCUCCAAAAGAACCAAAAUUAUUUCCAUCUGCUGCUUUGAUUGCAAUGAAGCCAACAACUGGAGUGAAAAGGAACAAUGCAACUGCAAAUCAAAAAGGAACCGGAGGAAAUACUGCACACAAGAAAUCAGAUGUUAAUAGUCAGGAAUUUGUUACAAUUCCUGCGUUGUUCAGUGAGCCAGACCGAGCCUUUCAAACUACUUAUCCCCAUUUAUUAUGCACAACCAGACAAAAAGAUGCCGUUCUUCUGGACACAAAAUCUGGUGCAACUGGAAAACGGCCUCUGUUCUAUUUCUACAUUCGUGCUAAAACUUGGUCUCCAUCUGGUGAUGAUUUCUAUGUGCGAACAUUAUCACUUCCAUUUACAAUCAGUACAAGAAGAAAUCAAGAUUGUCAAGUACAAAGAAUGAAUUCAUCGUAUACGGCAACUUGUUUUUGGAUGUACGGAACAUGCUCCUUCAAUGGAUUACUUCUGAACUGGAAUGAAAAUCCAUUGACAUGGACCCAAUUUAAAGAACUCACACGUCGGUACUUCAUGGUCAACGGAGAAGUCAAACGUACAAUGGAGGAAUCUGAUUAUGCCCUAUUGGAAGACAAAAUGCAUUGUGAACAGUGUGGAGACGAUACCGAUGACCAACAUGGAGAAAACUGCAUUAGUUUCAAGAAUAUUCUCUGUUCCCAUUUGAGAUUCGACACUGACACCGUCCAAAUGCGAUUCAGUGUUUGGAGGGGAAUUCUCGAAGUUCUUCAGAUAUUUCAAGAUCCAAAAGCAGCUGUGGUUGAAACUGUAUCUUUCGCUGCGAGAACCAGUCACCAUCACCUCGAAAUGCUCCCACCACACAAUCCGAACCUUCGUUCUGCUUCUUCUCUUGUUCCUGAUCACAAUGCUAGUUUCGAGGAGUUCAUGGAUGAUCUGACCAACAGCUCAAAUGACGAUUAUAUUCCAUCCCUCGACUUCUCACAUACUAAUCACUCUCUUCGCGUUUAG